GUCUCCCACUCACACCCCACCGCCACCGGUAUAACCGGUAACCUUUCUCAUUCACCCGUACCUCGCCGCACGCGCCAUCCCACGCGCUGCCGCAAUUUAUAGUUUCGUAAUUAAUUUCUCGCACUUUAUUUGAACUUUUUCCGGAUUUUUUUCCAUUUCCGGAAAAAUGGAGCUGCCGAAGAUCAAUGUGAACGCUGUCGAAGAAAUCGGCGACGAAAUGAAAUCGGUACCAUUAGAUCCGGAUCCGAAGGAUUCGCCCCCCGCCUCCCACCCGAUUCCAGAUGCCGCCCCCCCGAAGCCAGCGGGGAAUGGCGAAACUGAUGCCCGAGGUCUAGCUAGUGUCGGUGAUUCAGAUUUGAAGGAAUCGAGUACUGGUGGAGCAGAGGAGAGCAACGCGGAGAGUGUGAGGGCGAAGAAAUCGGUGCGGUGGAGCCAGGAACUGGUGACGGAGACGCUGGUGCCUAGGGAUUCCGAUCGCGGAUCCGCCAAUCCCUACGAGAGUUACUCGCCGUCGCCUGCGCAUGAUUCCUCGUCAUUCAAUUUCAAAGAAACUAUGGGUAGCGUGAAAGAUGUGCUGGGGAGAUGGAGGAAGAAAGUCGGAGAAGCAUCCCAAAAGGCUGAGGAAUUUGCUGGGAACACUUGGCAGCACUUGAAAACAAGCCCAAGCAUGGCGGAUGCUGCCUUAGGACGAAUUGCGCAAGGAACAAAGGUUCUAGCUGAAGGCGGUUAUGAAAAAAUAUUUCGUCAAACAUUUGAGACUGUUCCAGAGGAGCAACUAAAAAAUUCAUUUGCAUGUUACUUAUCCACUUCAGCUGGUCCUGUCAUGGGUGUUUUGUAUGUCUCCACUGCAAAGCUUGCAUUCUGUAGUGACACUCCACUUUCCUAUCAAGGUUCUGAUAAAACUGAAUGGAGCUAUUAUAAGGUUGUUAUCCCGUUGCAUCAACUCAAAGCCAUCAACCCUUCAACAAGCAGAACAAAUCCAGCCGAAAAGUAUAUGCAGGUGAUAUCCAUCGAUGACCAUGAAUUCUGGUACAUGGGUUUUUUAAACUACAACAGUGCAGUUGAAUGCCUCGAGCAAGCCUUUAUCAGCCGCGACGCUCAAUCAGUGUAAAAUACCAUCACCCUCUCCUCAUCGCACCGAAAUGUCUCUCUCUCUCAUACGAGCAAUGUGUUUGGUUCGGUCAAACAUUAAUUGCACACUAUGAAAACUGAAAGGCGAGGUCCCGGGAGUCAUGCUUUACCAUAGUUAAACAUGUCUUCUCAAGUUGCACAUUACAGAUACUAUUUAACUCCUGAAAUGCUUUUUCUAUCACAUCGUUAUGAUCAAUAUUUCGUGCUACUCUCCCAUGACACAUUUACAUAUUUCGAAGGGCUUCACUAUUUUGCUGGA
Salvia hispanica is the source of this 1390-nucleotide messenger RNA. RefSeq names its product putative GEM-like protein 3. Lineage: Eukaryota; Viridiplantae; Streptophyta; Magnoliopsida; Lamiales; Lamiaceae. The record is from RefSeq and is a predicted model, not a curated record.